Molecule: messenger RNA, 1750 nt
Organism: Phoenix dactylifera (date palm)
Lineage: Eukaryota; Viridiplantae; Streptophyta; Magnoliopsida; Arecales; Arecaceae
Product: cyclin-dependent kinase-like protein
Source: RefSeq, a predicted model, not a curated record
UUUAAUUCCACCCUGCCCCCAAGGGAAGGGAAGGGAAGGGAAGGGAAAGAAAAGCCGAAGGGAAGGAGUCAAAGGCCUCAACUCCACCUCCCCAUGGCUACUCUCUCCUCCUCUUCUUGCCCUUCUCCUCCUCCUCCUUCUCCUCCCCCUCGCUCUCCCCUCUCCACCCCUAUUUUGGAACACGAGAAAGAGCAAGAAGAAAAGGUGCUGGCUAGAGACGAAGACGCAACAACAUCUUCCAGGCCUUACAAGCACCAGCCUACUCCUCUCCACCCUUCCUCCUCCUCCUCCAAAUCGACGGCUCCGAAGAAGCCUUCUUCCAGAUCCAACCGCGCCGAGGUCGCCGGAGACGACCGCUCGGUGUCCUGCACCAACUGCCGGCCCUCCACCUGGGAGAAGAUCUCCGUCGUCCCCCUCGACAUCAACGGUCUCAAGCAACAUGUCUCCUCCCUCAGCCCCUCCCCAGCCCGCCUCCUUCGCUCCCUCUUCCUCUCCCUCGCUCGCCGCAGCCCCCACUCCUCCUGCUCCGCCGCCGCCGCCCCGUCCUCCUCCUCCGCCACCGCCAUCGACGAGUGGCGCCUCGCCGCGGCGGAGCUGUCCCGGAAGCUAGUUCACGCCACCCGGAAACGCGACGAAGCCCUCCUCGAGUCCUCCCGUCUCAAGCACUCCCUCGCCGAGCUGGAACGCAAGCUCGGCCGGCUCGAAUCCCACUGCCACGACCUGCAGGCCGCCGUCGACCGCCGCACCUCGCCAACCCCGGUCCAGACCGCCUCCCCUUUCCCGGUCGAGACCUUCCUCCGGGCCGUCUCCGACGCCCGCGCCGCAGUCCGCCACCUGAGCCGCUCCCUCGCCGCUCAGCUCCGGCCGGACCGGAUGGCUGCCCUGCUCCAGCCCCACGACGCCAGGGCCGCCGGCCAGUGGCGGAGAACACCGGGCGGCCCGCUCUUCUGCCUGGAGGCCCUCCUGAACCGAGUCUUCUACUUGGGGUUCGAGGAGGGAGCGCCGGAGGAGGCGGUCGAUCCGGCGGCCCGGUGCGAGUCGAACCGGACGGCCUACGAGGCGGUCCGGCAGCUGGGAUGGGACGAGGUUUUGACCAAAGGAACCCGGUUCUACAGUGAAGGGUUGAGCCGGUUCUGCGACCGGAAAAUGAGCGAGGUCGUGGGGAUGCUGGGGUGGGCCAAGGCCUGGCCAGAGGGAUUGCUGAAGGCGUUCUUCGGGGCGGCGAAGGGCGCGUGGGGGGUCCGCCUCCUCUCCCGGUCCGUGCAUCCGGCGGUGCCGGUACUCAGGGUGGACCGGGGAGCCCGGUUCGACCCGCGGUUCAUGGAGGACGUUGGGGCCGACCGGGUCACCCUGCUCGAACCGGUGAGCGUGAGGAUGAUGGUGGCACCCGGUUUCCACGUGUAUACUAGCGAAUUUGGGGUGGUCAAGUGUAAGGUGCUGUGCUCGUACAAGUAAUAAUAUGUGAUUGCAAGAGUGCUCGUAAUGAUAUAAGAUAUAGGUUGUGUUUAUGAUGAUCUCUUAUGCCUUUUCCUCUGCGUGUAUGGUGACAUACAUAUGCAUGCAAAGUUUACACUGCAAGAUGUUUUUGGAAAUUAGCUAAGAGAGGCAUGAUGUAGGGAAAAAAUAUCAUGGGAGCAGAAGAUUUACUUAUUUGGAAGGUUUUGAAUAUGAAGAUGUAUAAAUAGAGUCGAAAUUAGAUUGCUUGUAGAUAAUUUGUCUUACAAAAGAUUGUAUAAGGAUAUACUUCAAC